This is a messenger RNA of Ostertagia ostertagi, 324 nucleotides long. The record is from the annotation of a GenBank genome assembly. NCBI's taxonomy places the organism in Eukaryota, Metazoa, Nematoda, Chromadorea, Rhabditida, Trichostrongylidae.
AUGGCAAGAAUUUCUUCGAUGGCGAGAGCUUCAUCCAGCUAUGUGAAAAUGGACGGGAGAUGGAUUACCAAGUGGCCAGUAGCUGCAGAAGGUAUCGUUGGAAAUGAUACAGUACGACUCGGAGCGAUAGGAACGAAACAGCUUGUCAAUCCCUACCACCGCGUUCGGUCAAGCGACAAAACAGAAGUCGAUGGCGUCAUGGGAUUGGGACUGCCUAUGGGUGCAGCUGGUGGAAUCACUUCUCCUGUCAAUCGCGCCAUGGAUCUUCAUCUACUGGAUAAAUCUUUAUUCACUGUCUACAUGAAGACAGCUAAUGGUAAGAAA